UGUAGAAACGAUGCAAGUUCCCUUCUUAAAAAAAGGUUGAAAUCAAAAUGCACAUAGCUUGCGUAUGGUUGGAUAGAAAUAAUUUAAAAAUCAAAUGAAACCACCAUGAAACUACAUGUAUAAAAAAAGAUGAAACGGAUACGCGAACAAAAGAUUUAAGUACGUCUAAUCACUUAGUUGAUUAGAGAUGGAGCCAUUUUGAUAUACCGUUUCGAGGUUCAAUAUCGAUUUACAUUUUGCUAUAGAGUUGAUAUAGAUUUCUGCUAAUGCCUUCCCUUUUGCGAUUCAAUACCGUGAUAUACAAAUAAAGCGGGCCUAGAUGGGUUUAAAAGAGCCGACGCAGGGGAAGUUUACGAACGCAUUAAUCUCCAGCAUUAUGAUCUCUGUAUGGUUUCUCUUCUUUUCCUUUUCCGCUAUUUUGAUAAAAGCGGCUAGCUCUUUAAAGUCUUGUUUUUUAUCGCUUGUUGUUUUAUUUCUAAUAUUGGUAGCUCUCGUUGUAAUGUGUUGAUUUAGUUGCAGCUGCUGUUUUUCUCUAAGUUUAUCAAUCGUGCUUACGUUCGUAAUAGUUCCGUCGUUUAAGUUCAAACGAUUUGUCUCUCGUUCUUUUUUUGGCAUGUUUGUCAGCCUCGUUCGGCUAUUCAGUUGGUCGGUUGGUUACGUACUUUAUGUUGGGUUUUGUUGUCUCAAGGAAACCUAAUCGUAAAGCUUUAUUAACAUCAUAACAUCUACGUCAAUGUUAACAAAGCACAUAUAUACGGUGUGAUCUAACUACGCGUGAGAUAUGUUUGUGGUGAGAACUUAAGUUUGCCGGAAAUAAAGAUAUCAACUAGUUCUGAAGGAACGAUUGUGGGAGCCCGAUGGUGAUUUAAGAAGCAAUGGCUAAGAAUCAAGCGCUGAUUGUGUGCUUAUUUAUUAUUUCAUGUGCGGCUGGUUAUGAAAUAACUGUCAAAGAUACAGAUGUCCAACAGAUAGACUGUGGCGAAACAGCGUUGCUUUACAUAGAUGAUGCGUUUUAUACCUGCCAAGUUUCAUGCCCAAACGGUAGCUGUCCCACUGAACCAGUCCUUUCAGAUGCACGGCUUCAAUGUCAAGGGAAGCUCUACUGCUCAUUACCACUAAGCAAAGCCGUGUACUCACAUGUAAAUCCUUGUGGAAAUGGAACAUAUGGCUUCACAAUGAGUUGGCAUUGCCAAAACAUGACCAGCUUAUUACUACAAGAGAAAGAAGCUUACAACUUUAGUUGCAACGGAACUGAUGAUCUCAUUGUCUUCCAUGUUAUUCAUUGGGAAGGUUUUACUGUUGAAAAUGUCACGCAGCCCAGUCAGACCAACAUGACAGGAAGUAACGCAACAGCUAUCAAUCAAACAGGAAAUGCAAAUGUGACAAGCAGCAACAGCACAUUGAACAACCAGACAAUUGGGUACAACAACACUGUUAAUGUGACAACUAAUGCCACGGAAAGUGAGAUAGAUGCCCUGAACUUCACUGUGCCUCUACCAAAUGUGCCUAUCUACUACUUUUCAAACCCUUGUCAUGAGAAAAAGACUUGUUUGUUCAACACUUCAUUACUUGAAAAUCCAUAUGCCGGAAAAGUGGCCAAGAGGAUGGUUCGACUCAAGGCGAGCUGUCAGCCAAGAGACAGUGGAUUUAGCGAGUGGGCAGCCUGGAGCACUUGUCCGAAUUCCUGUGGCGUGCUUCACUAUCUGACUCGUCGUCGACGAUGUUUAAACCCUACAGAAGUGAACGAGGGAGCUGACUGCACCGGCAAACAAUCCCAAACAAAAAGCCAGCCAUGUACAAAACCUUGUCAAGGUCUUAACAACACAGUUUGUCAGAAUCAGUCAAUGGAUUUAAUCUGUCCGCCUGGUUCCUUCAUAAAUCUCGACUCUAUCUUCUUUGGUAGCAAAUCUAGUGCUGUCUGCAAUAGCAGUUCUGAUUUUGGCCCAGUGAUAGAAAACUGUACAACGAGUGAAAUAGAGACAUAUAACAAUGUCAUUGCAUGGGAGCGUUGUGAGAUGCAACAAAACUGCAGCCUUGUUGCAAGUAUUGCGACGUUCAGAGAUGCAUGUCCUGGGUUUCACAAGUACCUGAAUAUCCAGUACAAGUGUAGCCCAGUGGUGGAGAGAGCUUUCUGUGACGAAGACAAUGCUAAGAUAAAAUGUCCUGAUGAGAAACGACUUAUUCUUCACGACGAAAUAUUCUAUGGCCGUGAUUCUCAGUCAAUAUGUCCAGAAAUAAAAAAUCCAAGAAACUGCAGCAAGCAAGUCUUAAAGACAAACCAUUACUGCAAUAACUAUGAGUGUAAUAUUGACCGAGUGAAUGCAGAUGCACUGAAAGCCACCAACUGUCCUGAUGUUGUCAAGUAUAUCAGGUUUAGAUACAGCUGUCAAACAGAGGACAGCAUAUACACAAUGUGGGGGCCAUGGGGAGAAUGUGAGGCCUGUGGGCUACAUGCGAAACAAGUGCGCAAAAGGAAACUCAUCAAUGGAGUUGAGAGUAUUUAUUGGAGUUGGCAUGGAGGGAAUAACCUAAAUGACUUCAAACUCUGUUACAAGCCAUGUGAAGAAUACAACUUCACAAUAUGCGACAACUCAACGAAAACCAUCUCCUGCCCAAAGUACAAUAAUUACCCGACAGUGAUCGAAGUUCGUUCGGUAUUUUAUGGCCGAACUAGUGCCGAUGUCUGUGCAAGCAGUGGCUCAUAUACAAACUGUAGUACGCUUGAUACAGCCAAGAAAGAGGUCAUGGAGUUAUGCCAGGGACAAAACGAAUGCAUGCUUAGAAAUCUUGAGUCGAUAUUGACAGACCCUUGUGUGGGUAACUCGAAGUUUUUUAACAUGAGCUAUCGCUGCCAGCCAGUCUACGAAUUUGCAAGGACUGAAGGCUACAAAAUGGUGCCAAAGAAUAUCAGUUGCUAUGAAGACAUGGUCAUCGUACCACACGAUGCCACGUGGAAAUCCAAUGAAUGCCCACACCUACCAAACACAGCCUACCCAAAAGUCAAACAGGACUGCGAUGGAAAUCGUCACUGCUAUGUGAAUAAUGGAAUUACGUACUUAGGGGAUCCCUGUGUUGGUUCGCCAAAGAGAUUCCAGAUGUGGUAUAGCUGUCAAACAGCCAAAGGUGGUCUAAGUAAAGAGUGGGGUCCUUGGAGCAAUUGUACGGAAUGUGGGUUGUACAGCUUUCGAGAGCGCAACAAAACCUGUUUACACCCUGCUACUCACACAGCAGGAGCGCAUUGUCCAUUGGUUCAGGAAACGCAGAACUGUAAUAAGCCUUGCCCUGUUCAAAAUCUUGGCUUCACCAACAUUGAAAAUUCAGCUAUCGCCGCCGUUUUUGGAGAGCCACUCGUUGUGAAUUGGAAAAUGGCGUCAGGCACGAACGUGACCAUCAUGUUUGUAUGGGGCGACAAUUCCACCAACACCACUAUGGAAUACGUGCAAGCGAAUGUCACGACCCCCUUACUUGGUCAAAUGACGUCACAUAAUUAUACAAGCGAAGGAGAAUACACACUGACACUCUCCGGUUUUAACGUCGUGAAUAAUAUCACACAACACACUUCUGUCUACGUUCAGGUUAAAUUAGAGGGGCUUAAUUUAACCACCCCGAUAUGGAUAAAGAAGAAUGAAUCUGUCACGCUUUCUAUGUCACUAGAAAAAGUCUCCAAAGCUCUACCCUACGUUACUUGGAGUUUUGGAGAUAAAAGUAGUCUAAUAACGACUAACUUUACAGUCGAUCACCUAUACACAAGUCCUGGAAAUUUCACCGUGGCCGUAAAUGCAUCCAAUAGAGUAAGCUUUGUAGAGACAUCGAAGGUUAUUCUCGUGCAGGAGAAUAUAACUGACUUUAAAUUUACUAGUAAUAUAUUCAGCGUCUCCUUAAAUUCUAAUGCGGAUUUGGGACUCCUGUGGAAUACAGGCAGCCAUCUUAUCAUCUGUUUCAACAUCAGUGAUAACUCUUCUGGAUGUCAGUAUUCACACAUUAGGGACCCUAGUACUGGUGGAGUACACCUUCGGCAUGUUUUCGCACAAUUAGGACUGUUCCACGUCUCAGCGAAAGCGUACAACUAUGUGAAUACUGCGCAUGCUGCAACACAGGUACUUGUGGAGAUACCAAUUUCAGGCUUCAAUGCAUCCAUCGUCUGUCACAAGAAGUUUAAAGAUUGUUUUCAGGGUGACGGGGUCUCAGUCUUUGGUACAAUCACCAAUGGAUCGAACCCUCACAUUAAGGUAGACAUGAACGAUUCGAGUGUGUUUAUUUUCAGUCUCAGUAACCAAAUCAGCCUCAACUACAUUUACAAUACUUCCGGUGUCUUCAAAGCUUCAGUCACUGCCUUUAACAAUGCGACUCAGCAAACGUAUGAAGCAACGUUAAAUAUGCUGUCUCUGACACCUUUACAAGGUGUAAGAGUGAUUUGUGAUGCAAUGGUAACCCUAGGGAACGAAACAACAUGUCAUCUAUCAAUCGAUAAUGGAUCGGCCUACGAGUGCCACAUACUCUCCGAUGGUCUCUCGCUCAACUACACUUAUGAUACCAUGCCUAACCGUUUGAUACACCGCUAUAAUACUUAUGGUAUCUAUCUUGUUGCAAUGACGUGCUCAAACGCUUUAGGGGACAAAACAGCGAGGUACACGACCGUGGUUUCGGGACCUACACUUGGAAUGUCCCUGUCCAAUAAUGGGCCCAUGGUCCAUGGUGUGGUUUCGUCUUUUAGGGUCAACAUCCUGAAUGCGCCACUAGGGUCCUGUUUUAUGAUUGAUGUCGGUGACGGAUUAAGGGUGGCUUACGGAGAUAAAAACUGCAGUGUGGAAAACUACGGGAUCUCAAACGUCUUACCGCUCAAAAAGGCAUUCACAUUCAAUCACACUUACAGCCGGCAUGGGAUCUUUAAAGCAAUUCUGAAAGGCUCCGGGAACCUUAUAAAGGAAGAGGUAACGAGUAACAUUACCAUAACUGAAAGACCUUGUAAUAUUUUAACUAUUGGCUUUAUUAACAUUGCAAAGACUUCUGUCACAUCAACACGUUUGCAGAAAUCCCGAGAUUUCACAGUGAGGUCUAGUUAUACCAUUAAGUGUGAUGAUGCCAACGGAGCAGUACUAGACUGGGAGGUAUUUCAGAAUAAUUCAAAUGGAGUGUUAAAGUCUAUGUUGAAAAAAUCCACUUCAACAUCACAGCUAACAAUUGAAGCAAGAAGCCUUGAUUACGGCAUCUAUAGAGUUAGCUUAAGGCUGACCCUGGAGGGGGUGGCCGGGAUUUCGGACACUACAGAGGGUUACAUAAACGUGGUGCCCACGCCCCUCGAGGUCGUCAUUAAACAAGGGUCCGCCUUCAGAAGAAGUCAAAACGAUGACAUCACCAUCGACGGCUCGGAAUCACGUGACCCCGACAAAACUGGAAGUAUGAACAAAACGUUGAACUUCUUAUGGUUCUGUUACCUGGCUAAUGAAAUAGCUGAAGUCAAUAUUACCAAUAGGCCGGUAUCUAGCUUGAUUGAAAGCGUUCCUGCUAAGAAUCAAUCAGAAGAGGAUUCUUGUGCAAGAUUUGUGCUGAGCAGGUCCUAUGUCACUAUGUCGUCUAUACAAUUGAGCCCUCAGUUAAUUCGUCAGCAGAUUAUUAUGAUAGAACUGAUAGUCAAGGAGGGGAACAGACAUGCGCGAACAACGUCCGUGAUGCAGCUGUAUAAUUCGUCGAUGCCAAUUCUCUAUAUAAGGUGUGUUCACAACUGCCAAGUCCGAGUCGACCCGACUGAAAUUCUAUCAAUCUCCGGAUUAUGUUCGGAAAACUGCCACUCGAACGUUACGAAAACCUGGACACUCUACAACCGAAACGGCUCAUCAAACCAUUGGGACUUGGUGUCUGAUUUCAAAUCCAUGGUUAUAUCAUCAGAAGACCAAUACAGCCUUGUCUUCCAGAAGAACGUUUUAAAGAUUGGAUCUAUGUACACUGUGAGAUUGACUGCUGAUAACAAAGACGGGGGAAUACUCGGACUGUCUGAGUACCAGUUCAACACAAGUGUGCCUCCUUAUGGCGGAGACUGUCGUAUCGAACCUAACGAGGGGUUUGCUAUGAAAACUCAAUUCACAUUUCGUUGUCAUAACUGGACGGUGGAGAACGAGCCAGCGCUGUACAGGUUUGGGUACAGAGAAGUUUAUACAGAUCUUAGAAAUAUUUUGUUCAGUACAAGUAAGAUUGAAUCUGCUCUGCUUUUACCCGCGGGACACGCAAAGAACAACUCGUUGCUUGAUGUAUUUGUUGUGAUCGAAGAUUUUCUUGGUGUUUCCACCACGUGGGAGGGCUCGAUCAAGGUACUAACAAGACAGCUGAACACUACAGAACUCAACUCGCUCGUACUGCAGGACAACAGUCAACUCAACUUUUACAUCAACAUCGGAGACAUACGCUCGGCUUCAGAACUUGUCAGCGGUCUUCUCUCUAUCAUGAACUAUGAGGCCACAUUACAAUAUGCCAGCGGUAACUCCUCUUCCGCAGCUAUCACCGAGAGAAAAACGGCUCGCUCGGCGAUCAUCUUAAAGAUGUCAGCUGUACCAACUGACAACCUCGAGGCGGUCAAACAAGUGUCUGUCACAUUAGCGUCGUCUGCGGAGGUCAGAAACGAAGUAGAAGUAAUUGCGCUGACAACUGGGACAAGUAAGUUGGAUUCGAUGGCCAGUGUACUUCUGAACAAGUCCAAAGAAGACAUUGGCAUCACCGCCAUAGCAGACGCUGCCAAAGACAUGGUGACCGCAGCCAGUAAUGUCAUGCGGUCAGCGGCAUACGUGGCGAAUUACUCACGCAAAGGGGAGGAAAUGUCCGGCAACAUUAAAAAGAGUCAAGCAGUAGUAAAUAACAACAUGAGAAUAUUCGACAUCAUCGCCAAAGCCGUCUUCAACAAGCACCUCCCAGGACAGGAUGACGUCAUAGUACAAACAACCAGCACAGCAGUGGUUUAUCGAAGGGUUACUCCCAAAAAUAUUGCCGAUAAGUCAGUGGUGGUAGGAGGGGCAGAGGUCAGGUUACCCAGCUCCACGGUUCAACAUCAAAGAUAUAACCACACGGAUAUACAGAUGAGUGUUAUUCCAGAGAACCCCUACACGUGGGACAACUCAAGUCUUCGAAUGCGUUCACCCAUCGUCUCUCUUAAGAUUAUGGACGACAACAGCAAACCCAUAACCGUAGCUAACCUGACCGAAGAUAUCGAACUUACGAUCGGAGGGGUUAGUUCCUCUCCUCACGAGGAAUCCCCUCAAUUUUACAGACCCGCUGAUAACUCCUCCCUACAGUAUCACACUUUUACGUAUAGUGAACCGGGAGAGUCAAUACGUCUAGCUAUAAGACCUGUCAAUAAAACAAACAAGUUCAUUGUGUUUGUAAAAUUAGGAAGCAAGCCUACGGAAUUGGACUUCGAAAUAAGCGGAACGUUUCCAAAUUACUCUUCGUGCAAUCUCACCGCUGUUAAUGAGCCGUACAACUGCAGCUCUGACCCUUACAGUUUAUUUCUCGCUGGUGAUCGUCUUACGCUUAAUGGUAUUUACUACGUCGGAAUUAAGUACGUCACGGGCGACAAGGGGGUCAAUGAUGAGGUUAAGAGUCGAGAGAAAAGGGACUGUGAACAAGGGCGAAGGUCAAAGAGAUCAUGUAUAAAAUACAAAGACCCUCCACCCACCCUACCUGGUAAUGGGGAGUACGAAAGGUUCCAGAAGGACUACGAUAGGUUCCUAGAUAUAAACUACACAAUGGGUACGGAGAGUGUUGGCUGCCGGUACUGGAGUCUCGCUUCAAAUACGUGGACGACAAAAGGAUGCAAGGUUGGUCGUCGACGCUCGUCAGGACGCCAGCUCUCGUGCACGUGCAACCAUCUGACGUCAUUCGGCGGUAGCUUCUUUGUGGCUCCCAACCCAAUCGAUCUAGCGCAAGUCUGGAUAGCCUUCCAGAAUCCCGAGGAUAACAUACCCAUCAUUGUUACUAUGACUACCGUGAUGGGGGUGUUCCUGCUGGUUCUCAUUUGGGCGCGACGUGCUGACAGCAAGGACGAGGCACAUCAGAAUAGUAUCGUUAUGAUGCAAAACAAUGGCGUCACAAAGUCCUACAACUACAUGGUGACGAUCAGAACUGGUCAGCGGCGUGAUGCGGGCACAACCGCAAACGUAUUCCUUGCCCUUUCCGGUGACGUCAGCGAGAGUGGCGUGAUUCCCAUCAGUACCACAACAGGAGCUAAAUUCAACCGUGGAUCCAGCAUAGACACAACCGUCUGCCUUCCAAUGAACUUGGGAUCCCUGUUGUACAUCCAUAUUUGGCACGACAACCAGGGUCAAAGUCCAGCAUGGUUUCUUGAUGACGUCACCAUCCGAAACUUGCAGACAGGUGGACAGUGGAAUUUUGUGUGCGACCGCUGGAUUGCUGUGGAAAACGAGGAAUGCCGGACUGAUGUCAUCCUUUACGCUGCAUCUCAAGCGGAGUUGAAUAACUACACGCGUAUUUUCGUCAAAAAGACAUCCAAUGAUUUGUACGAUGGGCACCUGUGGUUCUCUGUCGUCGCCAAGCCGCCCACGAGCUCCUUCACUCGUGUCCAGCGGUGUUGCUGUUGCCUGUCACUCCUAUUCUGCACCAUGGUAACGAGCUGUAUGUUCUAUAAUAUCAAAGGUGCAGCUGAUGACUCGAUCAUUAUGAUAGGGCCAAUCAAGCUGAGUCUCCGGGAGAUUGUUAUUGGAGCACAGAGUGGGAUCAUUGUUUUCCCCAUGAAUUUCUUCAUUGUAUUCCUAUUUCGCAAGAGUAUGGAAGCCCGAGAGAAACUCGAUGAACCAAGUAAACUUACUAAGAAGCUCCGAGCCGGGAAAUUCGCGUUCUUUUACAAUGAGUGCUUCGAGAGCAAUGGUGCUUCGCGAAGGAUGUGUAGAAGUGGUGUGUUUAAAGGACAAGUCUUAUAUUUCCUUGCGUGGUUUCUGUGUAUAGCUACAUCGUUUGCAUCUGCGGUUGUUACCAUUAUGUAUAGCUUAAUGUGGAAGGCGGACAUUUCAGAGAAGUGGUGCGUCUCGUUCUUCUUGUCUUUCAUAGAAGACGCCUUUCUCAUUCAGCCAAUCAAAGUGGCUUUGCUCGCUGCAUUACUCGCAUUCGUUAUAAAGGAGACAAAAAAACGUAAGAAGAACAACUAUGAGACGUUACGAAAUGGAGAUACUGAUAACUUCUUGGAUGAUACAAGUGAGAAGGGAUCCGAGGAGAGUGCAAAAGUGACUAACGAACGGCGACCGCCUAAUCGAAACUUCUUGGAAAACGCCCGGAGAAUGAGAAUCAAGCAGAUAAAAACUAACCAAGUAGUAAAGGAUGUCCUGUUUUAUGUGGUUUUCUUACUGCUCAUUAUGGUGUACGCCUAUGGCCACAGAGACCCUAUCGCAUUCAACUUGACUAAGGAGAUUGUGGACUUAUCAAGACCGGUGGUGGGCUUGAAACACGAUCAGUACUGGGACUGGCUUUCAAAACAGAUUAUUCAUAUGAUCUUCGUGGGCUUCUGGUACAAUGGUGCUGAAAGUGAAGCAAGUCUGGACGGGUUUAUCACUGAUCGGGCGUCAUUCCUUGUUGGGUUGUCCCGGCUCAGACAGCUCAGGGUCAGACAAGACACAUGCGCUGGCUGGAAUCCGCUGCUCGAUACUGCAGGCGCGUGUUAUCCUUCUUUUUCUCUUAACCACGAGGACAAAGACUUCUACAAACCAGGCUGGGAGCCACUGGACCCCGGGACCGACCGGAACAACGUGAGCUUUGAAGAGUGCCCACAACACUGGCGCUACCAAAGUGCCAGAGACUUGAAUGGGCUCCCUGUGUGGGGCGUGACAAAUAUUUAUCCAGGGGGAGGAUAUGUGGCAGAGUUAGGUUACUAUCCUGCGAAGGCUUACCAGGUGUUGGAUGAGCUCUACUCGAAUAGCUGGAUUGACCGGCACACUCGAGCUGUGUUAUUGGAAUUCGUGGUCUACAAUGCGCAACAGAAUUUGUUCAGUGCGGUGACCAUCCUUGUGGAGUUUCUACCAAUGGGAGGCAUGAUUCCUUACAGCAAAAUCGACACAGUGAGGGUAUAUCGUUAUGUCAAUACAUACUCCACACUGUUAAUCGCCUCCGAAAUCAUCAUCGUCUUAGUUAUCAUCGGGUCUUUGUACCUUCUUAUAAAGCGCAUUUACAAGCAGCGAACGCUCUUCUUUAAGUAUUUCUGGAAUUGGGUUGAUAUUUUUCAAGUCCUUUUUGGUCUUGCAUCCAUCUCUAUGUAUUUCAUCAAGUUAGCGAGUAUUCAGACAACUAUGAAAGAUCUCAAGUUGAACCCUCUCGUCUUUGUGAACUUCCAAGUCACCGUCUUCCUCAACGACGUUGACGCAUGCUUGGUAGCCGCUGUAGUAUUCUUGACGACGAUCAAAUUUCUACGUCUGCUAAAGUACCAGGCCUAUAUCAAACUUCUAGACAACGUUUUUGCUAGGUUCUCAACCGAUAUGUCCUGGUUUAUGGUAGAGUUUACAAUGUGGCUGAUGCCUUUCGUGAUUUUUGAAAACAUCGUAUUCGGCACAAAGCUUGAGGAUUUUCAUACGAUUCUGUCCUCGUUCCAGUCCUCUCUGAACGCUCUGCUGGGGUCGACAUACUACAACGACCUUAAAGAUGGCGACCGCGUCAUGGGACCAUUACUUUUCGUCGGGUUUAACAUCCUAGUGGUCUUCAUAUUACUGAACAUCUUCAUAUCCAUUAUAAAUGCGUUCUUUCAGAGACCUGUCGAUAGUGCAUUCACAAAGGCGACCGACCCCGAACUGAUGCUUUUUAUCGGGGAUAAACUUCGGGCUUUGUUCGGAAUUAACAUCGUGCAGCCAUCGGGAAUCCCCGAAGCAUCUUUAGAAAACGAAAUAGGAAGCCUAGCAAGUGUUCAGACAAUUGUAGAGGAUGUCCGUGCCUCGCCGAUCAAAGACACCAAUCGCGAAUAUACCACUGAAGGGAAAACUACUGAAAGGAACCCAAAGUUAACUGUCAAGGAAAAGAUGAGCAGAUUUCAUAGCCUUGUGUCGCGAAUUCUGCUCCUUGACGAAAUUGAGGACACUUUGUAUGGCAUGAUCUUACUUCGGAGAGGUCGGGGCUCACUAAGAAACCGCUGUCAUGCGCUUAUUCAUGUGAAUCCGUUAGAUGAUAGCGACGAUUUGGAGGAUGACACCCAAUUUUAAGGUGCCCGGGUCCAACUUGCGUGACACUAUUGUUCUUAUGAAAAUUAGGAUAAUAGUUUAUACUACAGAGCUGCAGCAGGCCACGUAAAGUUGGGGGAGGGGCAAAAUUCAGAAUCAUUAAAAAAAAAUUCGGGGAGGGGGGGAGGGGCACAAUACAGAAACAUAAAGAGAAAAACAUUUUUUUCAGGGGGGAGGGGGAGAGGCAAAGUCACGCCCCUACUGUUCAUGUUUUUUUUUUUAAUAUUGCGGGGGCACCUGACCCAAGUGCCCCUCCCCCUGCUUUGAACCUGUAUUACGAAUACUCGAUAUAGACAAAAAAAUAAAUUGCUAUGAUUUACCAUAAUCAUUAUUUUAAGGAUUUAUUGGAUUCUGUCAGCUACUGGCAUUUACAUCUCAUUUACAUAAAGUUCUAGAUAGUAAAGCAUUUGUCACACAUGCUAUUCAUAUCACGCAAUCAUACACAGUUCGGCCGAAAAAUAAAAUCAAUAAAUAAAAGCAAGCCCCUCGAA
Nematostella vectensis (starlet sea anemone) is the source of this 11689-nucleotide messenger RNA. RefSeq lists its product as uncharacterized. The record is from RefSeq and is a predicted model, not a curated record. Bases 876 to 11180 code for a protein of 3434 amino acids. The transcript has 22 exons. Lineage: Eukaryota; Metazoa; Cnidaria; Anthozoa; Actiniaria; Edwardsiidae. Gene Ontology annotation, cellular component: membrane. Gene Ontology annotation, biological process: detection of mechanical stimulus. Gene Ontology annotation, molecular function: calcium channel activity; calcium ion binding; protein binding.